AUGACGGAGGAACCCUGGCUAACUAUCGUCUCCGCACAGAAUCUAGCAGAACUUCAACUUCUGCUUCAUGAUAUGCCUUAUGAGUCAAUGUUGUCACUUGGUGAAAAGGCAUUUCGUGAAUUUGUCGGUGCUAACUUCACAGGCUGUAACGCUCGUUGUUCUCUUCCGUCUUUUCUUUCGCAUGACCUUGCAGCCUCCGAAUUAAAGUUCGAUUUCAACGAACCUUUCCCUAAAGUCAGAUCACUGCCACUGCUCUUGCUUGCUAAGAUGGUGAUCCUUGAUCAGAGUCAGCUCACGAUGGUGUGCGCACCUGCUAGGCUACUCGCUUUUAGAAUUGCAUUACUAUGGCAAAAGGUUCUAAAAGAACCAUGCACAACUCUUAAAAAUUUAAUGGAUGAAUAUGCUGAGAAAAUAGAAGUUGAUCAACUGAAAGAGGAGGAGAAGAUUCAGUAUUGUCUUGAAAGAGCCAACUCUCACUUGAUCUACUAUGAUUAUGAGAAAUGUUCGCAAUAUAUCCAAAAUGCUCUGGAGUCUUCUGGUCUCAAUAUAGAAUUAUCAGGGAAGAUGGGAAAACGAACUCGUUUUCAACAACGAAACAUUGCUCAGCUAGUUCUAACUGCGGAAUCCUCGACAGCCACAGAGAAUGACGAAGAUACGGAUGUCCCGAUAGAUUGUGUACUAAAUGACGACACACUUUUAGAAAAGAUUUCGUUAGUGGAUGGUAAUGUGGGAACCACCACCUUGUCUUCAAUACAGUUGGCGGCUGUGUUGACUGUAUUUCGGCUUGAAAGACGAAGUGAACACUGUGACGAACUAUUUGUGGAAAAGGCAAAUGCAUAUUUAGAAGCGAUUAUUCGGCAGCGGCGGUGUUGGCCAGUGCAGACUGCUGCUUUACUAGAGAGGUGCGAACUGGAGAAGACAAGAAAAAGACAUAUUGAGCGGGCAUGCGCUCAAGCAGAAUUGAUCUGCAAAAUAAUGGACGGCGACGAGAUACCUGAUGCAGUGAAACUGAAACGAUGUGACUUGGUACUUGCUAGUGGAUUGGAAGCUUUUUGGAACGCACAUUUUAUUCAUGCGGAAUCACUGCGGACUCUGGGUUGCACCGCGGAAGCUUUGCUUAUAUACGAGAGAUUCGAAAUGUGGGACUGCAUGAUAGAUUGCUUUAAGCAACUUGGCAAAUUGGAGAAGGCUGAAGCACUUAUUCGACGACUACUGCUUGAGCGGCCGAAUGACUCAAUGCUCUACUGCUAUUUGGGGGAUAUUACUAUGGAAGCUAGUUACUAUGAUGCAGCUAUUAAGAUGUCUAAUGAUCAUAACUCGCGAGCACGAAAAUCCUUCGGCUUUCUGAUGUUGCUUCGGAACCAAUUUGACAGCGCCUACAAACAUCUAAGGAGGAGUCUGGAGCUUCAACCUAUUCAGCUAGGCGUUUGGUUCAAUGCCGGCUACUGUGCUUGGAAGCUAGAGCAAUACGCGGAUGCAGUUACUUGCUUCCACCGAUGUGUCAGCUUUGAACCAGAACAUUUUGAAGCCUGGAAUAAUCUUUCUGCGGCAUAUAUAAAACUUGGUCAAAAGGACAGAGCAAGGAGAAUCUUACAAGAGGCCCUGAAAUUCAACUACGAGCAUCCGAAGGUUUGGGAGAAUUACCUGCUCCUGUGCGUUGAUACUGCACAAUUUGAUCAGGCUAUCAAAGCUUUCCAUCGUCUUCUAGACCUUAAUAAGCAACAGCAAGAUGAUGAAAUUCUGGACAUCAUUGCCACAAGGGUUCUAAAGAUAUGCGACGAGUUUAGCAGUGAUGAGACUACAACUGAGGCUGUGAUUCUUAAAACAGAGCUGAUAAAGCUUUUUGCUCGACUAAGCGCUGUGCAAACAAUGUCUUCAAAGAUGUGGAAAUGUUAUGCAUCCUUAAAGAAACCGAAGAACAACAACGUGGAGGAAGUGGAAAAAUACAUCAAAUUACUGGAAAGAGCACUCCUUGCGGAUUCUAACAAGCCUGAUUGGAAAAAAGAUGCUACACUGAGUUGUUCCGUGCUCUCAUCAGCUCUUGAAUUGGCUGGCGAACGCCUCCGAUUCGCCUCGAUAAAAGGAGAGGAUUCUGUCAAGCAGACAAAAGCACGUGUGCGGAUUUCUUUGAGGCCCAUAGUCACAAUUGCGGAAAAAGAAUACGGCCAGGUUGGGCGACGACCUGUGGUGAAAGCUAAGCUCGCCGUGGCAUGGCUGCUUAGUUUGGGGAAAAGUCUCUUUGCCACUCCAGCAUAUUCAAUGUCUCAGUACCCUGCACACUGGGCCCUGCCGUCUCAGACGUCGAACGGUAUGGCGACCGGUGAGAGGCGAUCAAAUCUCAGGUUGCUCAGGACGUCAUCGAUUCUGGACCAAGGCGACACACGCGCGACUCGCCGUGGAGACUGUCUCAGAAUGUGUACUUACAACGCGAGAACAGUUUCCACAGAUGUUGACCUGCAUGCCCUUCUCGGAGCUGCAGAGCGCAUCAAAUUUCACGUGAUUGCUCUGCAGGAAACCAAGUGCAGAAGGAGCGACGUACGACAGAUGAAUGACGGCGGUGUUGGUUUUGUUGUGCACCCAUCUGUCGUCCAUCUCGUCGAUUCUCACGAGAUCCUGUCACCUCGUCUGGCCAUUCUUCGCCUCCGCCCUCUGCGCCAAAAAUCCAUCAGUAUCAUCAACUGCUACUCACCAACAUCAGCAGCUGAUGAAUCCGAAUUGGACGCGUUUUACGAGGAGCUGGAGGAAGUAGUCCGCAACGAGAAGUCCUUCUACAAAUUCGUUGUCGGAGACUUCAACGCAAAACUAGGAAAGGCCACAGAAGAGGAAUACAGGAUUGGAAGAUUUGGACUAGGGGACCGGAAUGAAAAUGGCAAUCGUCUCGCCGGGCUAUUGUCCGCCGCUCGCCUCUUUCAUGGGAACUCUCUUUUCAUGAAAAAGAUCAUCGUCGGUGGACAUGGGAAUCGCCCAAUGGCGCGACUCGUGCGGAGAUCGACCACAUACUCAAAAACCGGAGGUGGUGUCUACUUGACGUCUCAGUAG
Necator americanus (New World hookworm) is the source of this 3039-nucleotide messenger RNA. RefSeq lists its product as uncharacterized. The record is from RefSeq and is a predicted model, not a curated record. The transcript has 23 exons. Gene Ontology annotation, biological process: chromatin remodeling. The coding region runs from base 1 to 3039 and encodes 1012 amino acids. Gene Ontology annotation, cellular component: nucleus. NCBI's taxonomy places the organism in Eukaryota, Metazoa, Nematoda, Chromadorea, Rhabditida, Ancylostomatidae. Gene Ontology annotation, molecular function: protein binding.